This is a messenger RNA of Pyricularia pennisetigena, 867 nucleotides long. RefSeq lists its product as uncharacterized. NCBI's taxonomy places the organism in Eukaryota, Fungi, Ascomycota, Sordariomycetes, Magnaporthales, Pyriculariaceae. Gene Ontology annotation, molecular function: ATP binding; protein kinase activity. The transcript has 4 exons. The record is from RefSeq and is a predicted model, not a curated record. The annotation marks the transcript as partial. Gene Ontology annotation, biological process: protein phosphorylation.
GGCGAGAGGGGCGAGGGGUUCAAAAAGGGCGAAGGACGCCGAGAGGCGGCAAAGAGGCAACACCGAGCCGACGCAGCCACGUGCUACCGCAGAAUAUACAGAGUCUCCACCCAGUCGCUAAUCCACAAGCUGCCUUGCUUGUCCACAUCAAAAGUUGCGAUUUUCGCCCACACCGGGCUACCCACGACUACAGUCAUUCAGUUAGGACUAGAGGACUCGGCAGUACCGCCGCCUCUAAACCUUCCGACUAGAGAUGUCCAACAAGAACAAGAUAGUCCACGCCCUCCAGAAACAAAAAGAGGCAAUCGUCUGAAGAGACAUUAUACUCUGAAUUUCAUCAAGGAGUCUCCUUGGUCUGUGUAUGAGAAACAUGUCGAUGUAUCUUACAAAACACCCCGACAUUCAUGCAUUGUGGCACAGAAGCGAAGCAAAGGCAAUGCCAGAGUUCAUAUCAAGAAGAUUGUAGAGCAUUCCAAAGAAGCCACUGCCAAUCGUCUGCUGCUGCUUCAGUCCGCUCCAAUUCUUUUCGUCCCCAUUCUCGAAGUUUACGAGCAACCAUCGUCUAUGUACCUUGUUUACGAGCUGGUCGAGCACACCCUCCAGGAUUUAGUUCGAAGCCAGCACUCCCUCGAGAUCAAAGAGCUAGGGGCCAUAGUGAAACAGAUUCUUGAAGGACUCAUCUACCUCGAAGUAAACGGGGUAGGGCUCCUGGACCUCGAGUGUGCGGAUAUUAGGUUCAGGCCAAACGGCUGCCUCCAGAUAGAUUCUCCGGGCAAGAGUGUUCUUUCAAGGCUAUGGAGUAUGAUCAGAUACACCGUACUCCCUCAGCCGCUGGCCAAUAUGGUAGCGCUAUGUCCUGCAGCUUGA